AUGAUGCUGAGUUCCACAGAGGCCUGGAACCAACAGUGUGAACACUGGACGGAGCUGUUCCCUGAGCUCCAGAAGGCACUGCUGGACAAUCAAAAGAAUAUUGGUGAAGCCUUUGGGAGAGAUGCUCUCUCCCUGCAGGGCAGCAUGAUGUGUGAGCAGGAAUCCAAUGGACGCCGCAAAACGUUCUGGGAGUUUGGCUUCAAAGGACAGAUGUGUCUCCGCUUUGACUCGAAGAGCAGACGCUGGGCAGAGUUGCACCCUGGAUGUAGUUCGUUGAAAGACACGCUGGACGAUAACAGUGAUAUAUCCAGAUGCCUUGGUUGGAUCUCAAAUGGAAACUGUGUGAAGCUGCUUAAUCAGAGCACAGUUCUGAACACAAAAGCUGCACCGAUCAUGGCCACAACUACGGCCCCAGCACCAGCCCCAUCCAAGGCCGUGAUUAUCAAGGACAACAUUGCCUUGAUCCUCACACUGAUUUUUAAGAUGCUUCUCAGAAGCUCCUCAGAGUGUGGCGUAGUUCCCCACGUAUCCCUUCUGGUCGGACACCUUUCCAUCAUGUCCAGCUGCUCACCUGUUACCCUCCAGGAGCUGCAGCCCUUGCAGCCUCCAGAAGAUUGCGGUGCUACAGAGGAAGCGACAUGCAUUUUCUCUACUCGGGGCAUAGAGUCUUUCUGCACUUUUUUUGGACAUUUGCUCAGUGAACAAGAGUUGGCUUCAGGCUUCCCCAUGGACCCACCGCAGCAGCAGGUUGGGGCCAUCGCCCAGGGCUGUGCUAAGUCAUGA
Messenger RNA from Phyllostomus discolor (pale spear-nosed bat), 783 nucleotides. Its product is annotated as UL16-binding protein 6-like. The record is from RefSeq and is a predicted model, not a curated record. NCBI's taxonomy places the organism in Eukaryota, Metazoa, Chordata, Mammalia, Chiroptera, Phyllostomidae. The transcript is spliced from 6 exons. Gene Ontology annotation, biological process: positive regulation of T cell mediated cytotoxicity; antigen processing and presentation of endogenous peptide antigen via MHC class I via ER pathway, TAP-independent; immune response. Gene Ontology annotation, cellular component: external side of plasma membrane. Bases 1 to 783 code for a protein of 260 amino acids.